Messenger RNA from Amyelois transitella, 3060 nucleotides. RefSeq names its product Krueppel-like factor 3. The transcript is spliced from 9 exons. Gene Ontology annotation, molecular function: DNA-binding transcription factor activity, RNA polymerase II-specific; RNA polymerase II cis-regulatory region sequence-specific DNA binding. The record is from RefSeq and is a predicted model, not a curated record. The coding region runs from base 443 to 1177 and encodes 244 amino acids. Gene Ontology annotation, biological process: regulation of transcription by RNA polymerase II. Lineage: Eukaryota; Metazoa; Arthropoda; Insecta; Lepidoptera; Pyralidae.
AAAACUUUGUCAAUAUUUUCGUUUGUUUAAAAAUCGUUAUAAAUGCUUUAUUUGACUCACUUGACUUAAUAUGCAGUAAUUGCGGAUUACAGACUGUUUCAUGGAUGUAAUUUGUAAAUACAGAUGCUGUUUAGGUUCAACAAUCAAUUCAAUAAAUUUAUAUAAAAAAAAUUAAUGCAUUUCAUAUCAAUGUAAUUUUUUUACUUACUAUGAAAAGUAAGGCCAGUAUGAAGUAUUUUUUUUUAAUAAUAAAAUAUAAAUAAGUUUUUAUGUAAGAAUCAAUUUUUUUGAGUAAACAAAUGGCCAGUAUAAAUCAUUUGUUAUUUAUUAAGAAAAAUAAAGGAAUAAUAAUUUCUAUUCAAAUAACUGCAAGAUGGAAUUUGGAAUAUUUAUGAUGUUAUUUUGCACGGACAGCUGAGCUUAACGAUAGCACAAACACUUCAUGGUUUCUAUGGACGAGAUAGAGGGCGCGGGCCGCAGGGAAGGCGCCGUGCGGCCCAACACUAUGGAGGCUUGCGAGCCACCGAUCCAACUGGAGCCAGUCGACCUUAGCCUGAAGAGACCAGCAACCCCAAGAAGACGCUGCCGGGCUAUCAGCAGCGCAGACCCGGUUCCUGUGAAGUUCGCGAAGGAGAUCCAGCCUACAUCGACACAAAUUUUAUUUGAAGCCAGCCACCAGGUGCCGAAGAUCAAGGUGGGCCCCGACCUCCGCAGCGCGAGGAAACCCAAACAACACUGUCAUAAAGUAAAACCGACUGAACCCCCACCACAGCCGAUCGAGCCGAAAUACCCACCGCUACCGUACCCGAUCCCGAAGCCGGAGGAAAUCAAGAACUUCCUUUUGAACACGGCGUUACAGAACGCGCUGACCGGCUCCAUAGGACAAGUGCCGAGGAAAUGCAAGGAGGAGAGCCAGAGGAGGCUUCACAAGUGUGAUGUGGCCGGUUGCAUGAAAGUUUACACCAAGAGUUCCCAUCUGAAAGCGCAUAAGAGGACACACACUGGGGAAAAGCCGUACUCAUGCGCCUGGGCAGGUUGCUCGUGGCGUUUCGCUCGCUCGGACGAGCUGACUCGCCACACUCGCAAGCACACCGGCCAUAGACCCUUUACUUGUCCACUGUGUCGACGCUGCUUCGCAAGGUCAGAUCAUCUCGGAUUACAUAUGAGGAGACAUUAAAAAUAGUAACAAGAUGAAUAAAAAAAUAUAGUAAUCUAUGUAGGUAGGGUCAAGAGUGCAACCUUGAGGAACUCCAGACCCUCUAAAUGUCCACUGUGUCGACGCUACUCCGCAAGGUCAGAUCAUCUCGGAUUACAUAUGAGGAGACAUUAAAAUAGGAUCAAGAUGAUUUUAAAGAAGUUAUGAAAAUCUAUAGAACCAAGAAUGCAUCCUUGAGGAACUCCAGACCCUUUACGCGGUCGCUAUGUCGACUUUGUUUCGCCAGGUCAUAUCAUCUCGGAUUAUUUAUGAGGAGGCAGUAAAAUAAACAUCGAACUUAAAUCACCAACUCUGUAUUUUAAAGACACAAAUUGAAAUAAUUGUUUGGUUAGCAACAAAAUUUUUACUAUAUAGUUUCACAACGGACUCUUAUGGGUCAGUCUCAAACGAUCUUAUAGUGGCAUAAUUGGCCCUAGAAAUGAACCUCUCAAAGUCGAAAGUCUUUAAAACAUUAAGAAAUUACAUUAAACUUAAAUAAUCUGUAUAGGGCCUAGAAUUGUUCCUUGGGGUACUCCAAAGUCAAUACAUACUUUCCUAGAUGUUUUUCCUAAAAAUCUUUAUGAGUUUAUCCUUCCUUAUAUGUGUAGGAUCUAGAAUCACAGUGUUGUGUUCACUGAUAAUCUGGAUGGUUUUUUGAAAAUAUUAUUAUUCUCGUUUGGAUUUUCUAAAGUGCACUUGAAAAUACCAAAUUAUAUUUUCAAGAAAAUAUAUUUAAAUCUUUAAUAGGGAAUAAAUAAAUCUUUAAAAUAUGCCCGAAACCGUCCAGUCUUUUGAAAUACUUUAAACUAGUGUCAUUUUUAACAGAGGAAAAAGUUAAAAAUGAUGUAUGACUUAUGUCGUUAUAUUUGCUCAACGAUAUAUUUAUAGUAAAGAAUGUUUCUCUAAAUAUUCUCUAAGUAUUUAGUAUUAAGCUGUGACGGCAUUAGAUGCUCAUAAAUAAAAUAAAUUUAUAAUGGAGGAUGAUAUGGUAAGAUGUUAUAUUCUGUUAAAACGACGAGCUGCUCGCAUGAGGAGUGAUGUGAUGAAUGUAGAUGAAGCGAAAGAAAUAUGCAGGAUUCGUGGGAAAUGGAAGGAUUUGAACUCUGCCUGUCACUGGGUAAGAGUAGUGAUUUUUGGAAAUAUAUUUUCCGUUUCCAAUGUAUGUAUUGUGGUGUUCUGUUUUCAAAAUAAGAAUUAAAAACAGCUCUACUUUAUUUUAAGAACAGAAUCCUAAUAUGUGUGAACCCUUCUUCCAUUAAACUUUUUUGAAAGAAUUUUUAAUUUUGACGUUUCGAACGUUUCGUAUUGAAAAAAUAUUCGUGUAUUGGUUUUAUGCUAUCUGUUUUCUCAUUAAUGAAGGACUCCAUUAUAACAAUAUUGUAUUUAAGAGCAGAAAUUAAAUAUAUUUGUGUGGCAUUAUAAUUAAACUUAAGGGCCAGUAAUUAUGAUACAUUUAUUAUUUUAGAUAUUUUUAAACAUUUUUUUUAUAUUUUAGUAAGUAAUAUUAAGAUUUUUAUACUUUUUACAGUUUUUGUAGAAAAUAUUACUUUAAUAGCACAUCUCUAUGGUGACAUUUUUGAAUGAAAAUGUCAUUAGUUAGGAGAUUCAUGUUUUGAAGUAGCUACUUUCCACAAAAGAACAAAGUAUAUUUUCGAAAAAUAUUUUGUCAUUUUACGUUAUUUAAAUUAGUUAAGGCUCAAAAAGUUCCACAAUUUUACAAUAUAAUACAGGGCACUUGUGGCAAUACUAGAAUUUUAAAAAAAUAUUUUCCUAUUUUUAUAAAUUUUAUGGAUUUUAUUAGAUUUAUUGUUUUGUUUCAGAUGUUUAAAAUAUUUUUUAUUUUUUAGUUAUCGAAAUGAGUUAUU